UUCACUCCUCGCAACGGAUUCAAAGAUUCCCCUUCUCCUCCGCUCCCCCUUUUCUUUCCCUCUCUUUCUCUUCAAUGGAUCCUUUUGUAGCAGAAGCAGCGACGCCAUUGUUGCAUUCAACAAGCUCCGACACCAGCAGUGACGCCGACGACAACACUCCGGCGCCCUCCUACACCUUCGAUUUGAAACAAAUCGGAUUCCGCUGCGAUUUCCUUUCCAAAUCCCCAUCUGGGUAUUGCCCGUAUCGGCAACUGGCGGUUCUCUCCGGCCACAUCGGCUCUGUUUCUUGCUUAGCAAUGUGCGGCGAGUUCAUUUUAAGUGCAUCGCAAGGAAAAGACAUAAUCGUAUGGCAACAGCCGGAUUUAAGGGUUUUCACCCGAUUCGGCCAUGGUGAAGGAUCUGUAAAGGCAGUGGUCACCGUAGGAAGCAAGGUUUUCACCGCUCAUCAAGACGGAAAAAUCAGAGUCUGGAAGGUUUCACGGCGGUCGGAGAACAAUUUCCGCUUGGUAAACACACUCCCAACAGCGAAAGAUUAUUUGGGUAAGUUCAUGAAACAAAAAAACUAUGUUCAAACAAGAAGACACCAUAAAAUCCUCUGGAUUGAACACGCUGAUACCAUUUCUUGUUUAGCAGUUCAUAAUGGAUUGAUUUACUCUGGUUCUUGGGAUAAAACCCUAAAAAUUUGGAGGGUUUCUGAUUUAAAAUGCUUGGAAUCCAUUAAAGCUCAUGAUGAUGCGAUUAAUGGGAUUGUUAUCUGUAAUGGGAUUGUUUAUUCCGCUUCAGCAGAUGGGAAAAUCAAAGCAUGGGGAAGAAAAAAACAAGAAGAAGAACAAGAACAAGAACAGGAAGAAACCCAUUGUUUAUUAGGGAUUUUAGAGGGUCAUAAGGAUGAAUCGAUGAACUGUGUGGUGGUUUCCGGCGACGGGAAGUGGGUAUAUGGGGGAAUUUCAGAUGGGUUCUUGAUGGGUUGGGAAAAAACAGGGGAAUCGGUGAGCUGUUGGAAGGUGGUUUGGGAGAGAAGGGCUCAUAAAAUGGCGGUGCUGUGUGUGUGUUUGAUGGGGGAGUUUUUGUGCAGUGGAUCGGCGGAUAAGAGCAUAGGGAUUUGGAGAAGAGAAGCGUUUGGAAGGCUGUGUAAAGUUGGGGUGAUAAAUGGGCAUGACGGACCAAUUAAAUGCUUACAGGUGGCGCCAAAUGGUGUGGGUGAGGGAUUCUUGUUGUACAGUGGUAGCCUUGAUAGAAGCUUGAGGGUUUGGUGGGUUUCCAAAGCUUCCGCCAUGGGAGUUGGAGCUUUAGUUGCAGAGGAUUCAAAGAAGGCUGUCGUCUCCUUCUGAGCUAAGUCUUUGAUGAAGCAUUGAUUGGUUCUUUUAUUCAACCCUUCAUUGCUUCAUCAAAUUUCUAUGUUUUUUU
Messenger RNA from Cucurbita pepo subsp. pepo (vegetable marrow), 1407 nucleotides. RefSeq names its product Transducin/WD40 repeat-like superfamily protein. Lineage: Eukaryota; Viridiplantae; Streptophyta; Magnoliopsida; Cucurbitales; Cucurbitaceae. Gene Ontology annotation, molecular function: protein binding. The record is from RefSeq and is a predicted model, not a curated record.